AUGGAGGUUUGUCAAGACAUGGUGGACGAUGGGAAACCGGGAAAUGGUAGCGGGGUCGAAGUUGUGGGGAAUGGGGGUGGCACAGACUUGGUUGGUGUGUGUGUGGUGUGUGUUGGGGUUGUGUUGUUUGUUUGGUUGUUGGUUGUGUGGUGUGGUGUGGUGGGGGUUGGGUUGGUAGGGUGGUUGUGGGGGGGCUUGGGGGUUUGGUGGUUGUUUAUUUUGGGGGGGGUGGUUUGUGUGUGGGUUGGUUGUGGUGGUAGGUAUUUGGGUUUUGGUUUGGGUUGUGUUGUGUGUUUGUGUGGGUUGGUUGGUGUGGUUGGUUGUGUGGUUGGUUGUAGUUGUUGGUUUUGGUUUGGUGUUUGUGUGGGUGUUGUUGUUGUGGGGUGGGUGUUGUGA
This is a messenger RNA of Knipowitschia caucasica, 396 nucleotides long. NCBI's taxonomy places the organism in Eukaryota, Metazoa, Chordata, Actinopteri, Gobiiformes, Gobiidae. The record is from the annotation of a GenBank genome assembly.